UAUCCCUUUGAAUCUUGUGGAGUUGGGAAAUCCCUUCUCUUGUUCUUCCUGUUCUUUCUUCUUUCAAGUUAUCCCAUCAUUUUUAUCGCAUUUCAAAUCUAACCUCCAUUAACUCUUAUCUAUCAUCUAUUUUCCCUUCCAUUUUUAAUCCCCAACUACCCUUGUUUUCCGCUCACUUGUUCUUCUUUGCAUCUUCAUAGAUCUCUCCCAUCUUCCUACUAACUUUUUCCCCCACUUCUCCUCUUCGAUCUGUUCUUCCCACUUCCCAUUUCUCCCAUUUUGUAAUGGGGUGGCCUAGUUUUUCACCUCUCAACUUUCAGAAAUUGUUCUUCUUUUCAGUUUGAAGAAACCCAUUUCUGUAUUCCUCCUCAAAAGUUCUGUAGAGCUGGAGAAACCUUCGGUGCCCAUUUCUCUGCAAUUAGGGUUUUAUGGGUUAUUCUUUUUGAUGAUUUUGAGGUAAUAAUUUCUGGGUUUUUCUUUUUUUCGUUGGGGGUGUGAUUAUUUGGAAUGGAUUAUAGUGGGGGAAACGUGGUUCAUGUAAUCCCUGGGACGAGCAGUGAGAAUUGGCCAGGGGAAGUUUGGGCUACUGAAGAUGAAUACAGAGCUUGGAACAAUGGUGGUGAUGGGUCUGUUGAUACGCCUUCUAAUUCGAGUUAUGAUCAAAGACAAUCACAAAGCCGGUCUGGAAGCGAACCCCCAAAUAAGAAAUCGAGAAGCUCACAGGAUGUUACGUCUUCAAAUCGAUCAAAAGCGAUAGGAAAAAUGUUCUUCAAGACGAAACUCUGCUGCAAAUUCCGCGCUGGAACUUGCCCUUACAUCACAAAUUGCAAUUUCGCUCAUAGCAUUGAGGAACUCAGGCGGCCACCACAUAAUUGGCAGCAGGAAAUUGUGGCCGCCCAUGAGGAAGAGAAGGCGGUAUUGUCAGAGCCAAGGGAGGAAUUUCAAAUUCCUUCACUUGGGACAUCGAAUUUUGGCUCCGAAUCACAGAGGUCAUAUAAAGGUCGGCAUUGCAAGAAGUUCUACACAGAGGAGGGCUGUCCAUAUGGGGAUAGUUGUACGUUUCUUCAUGAUGAGCAAUCGAAGAAUCGAGAGAGUGUAGCGAUAAGCUUGGGUCCUGGUGGCUACAGUGGUGGUGGUGGUGGUGGUGGUGGUGGUGGUGGUUCUUCAGGAAAUGGAUCGAACACGAAGCCGUCGAAUUGGAAAACAAGGAUUUGUAACAAGUGGGAGUUGACAGGCUAUUGCCCAUUUGGGAACAAAUGCCAUUUUGCUCAUGGUGCUGCUGAAUUGCACCGUUAUGGCGGUGGGCUUAUGGAGACAGAAAGUAGAGACUCUUCAGCUGCUCCUCCUGACCCAAAGCAGGGUGUAUUGCCGAAAGCUCCUGGUGAUACUGUGGUUGCUUCUGUUCCUUCAGUACCUCAUUCGGAUGUUUAUCAUGUUGUGGCAUCACAAAGGUCAACCAUUGUAAUUCAAAGGCCAGGGCAGAGAACUCAUCAGAAGUGGAAGGGUCCCGAUAAAAUCAGUAGGAUAUACGGUGAUUGGAUCGAUGACAACGAAUAAUAUGGUAUCCAAGAAAUCGCUCAACGUGAAUAACAAGAACUUAAAGUUCCAUAGUUUAACAGGCACGAUGAUGGACUUGGUCUCUCAUAAGCAUUGGGCAGAUGAAGAUUCUGUUUGUUCGAGUUAAAGUUCGGUUGGUUCUUUUCUUAAUCUCGUUCCCAAUCUACUUCAAUUCCGAUCUCCGAAAAAUUUAAAGCAUAUGGCCUUUAUCUGUUAAGAGUUGUUAUUUAUGUAGUUAUGUAAUCCUUUUCAUUGAAAGAAAAGAGAAAUGUAUGAAUGUCAUCACCACCUUCCUUCUCAGUUCAUCAUUGAGUAAUUCUUAUGUGUUCUGGGAAAGUCCUUAACCUUAUUGUAAUUGGGAAGAUGAGUCCUUCAAAUGAGGCAGGCAGCAAUUUUUAUACACCGACAUUGUGAUUGCUGAGGUUUCUCCAUUGUAGUGUUGGUAGUUAGACUGUUACAUUGUUUCCCCUUUUUUGUAUAAUGUGUUGUAGGUUGCAAUAUUCUCGUUAGGGUUAUCGUUCAUCGUUCAUAUCUUAUUUCCCUCAUUUGUUGUGUCUUCUGUUUUAGCCGAUGAACAUCAAACGAUACAACUUCAGCUUGCUGAUGAUAUUGCAUUCUUUUGCCCUUUUCUCUUUU
Molecule: messenger RNA, 2193 nt
Organism: Benincasa hispida (wax gourd)
Lineage: Eukaryota; Viridiplantae; Streptophyta; Magnoliopsida; Cucurbitales; Cucurbitaceae
Product: Zinc finger (CCCH-type) family protein
Molecular function (GO): metal ion binding; mRNA binding
Source: RefSeq, a predicted model, not a curated record